AUGGUAUCAAACGCCAUAUUACGUAAGGAGGUCCUGAACCCCCUGGACGCCGUCUGUAACAAGCCGAGAAAUGACGCGGUCUGCGUCAGCCAACUGCGAAACGCAAAGAAAAUCGACAAAGGUAUCCUACAAGAACGGCCAGAUGUUAAAAUUUUCCUGCCGUUCCGUUUCCUCUUCUAUCGUCCCGAGCAGUUGUUCGCACCAAACACUUAUAACCGAUUCUUGGCUGCGGUUGGUGGUGAUCAUGUCAUUAGUUUGGUUGACGAAAUUUCGUUCGUACCACCUCCCUCUCCCCCUCUGUCGCAGUUGGAUGACAUACCCCCCGAGCAAUUCUGCAAUGGUGAUAACCGACCGCCAAAUUGCGGACAAAAUUGCAUGUGUACACACACAGUUGAUAUUCCAUUAAAUGCAAUCGUAGAAGUUGUACUCGUAGACGAGGUACAAUCGCCAAACUUGAGCCACCCCUUCCACUUACACGGGUAUACCUUCAACGUGGUCGGUAUUGGACGUUCACCCGACCAAAAUGUGAAAAAGAUCAACCUCAAGCAUGCCUUAGAUUUAGAUCGGCGAGGUCUGUUGCACAGGCAGUUCAACUUACCACCUGCCAAAGACACGAUAGCAGUUCCCAACAAUGGUUACGUUAUAUUCAGGUUUAGAGCGGACAAUCCGGGUUGGUGGUUAUUCCACUGUCACUUCCUUUUCCACAUCGUGAUAGGAAUGAGUUUGAUAAUACACGUCGGAACGCAAGGCGAUUUACCACCGGUUCCUAAAAGCUUCCCCAAAUGUGGAGAUCAUUUGCCACCAAUCACGCAAUAUCAUGGACAUUGGUAG
This is a messenger RNA of Photinus pyralis (common eastern firefly), 831 nucleotides long. Its product is annotated as laccase-11-like. Bases 1 to 831 code for a protein of 276 amino acids. NCBI's taxonomy places the organism in Eukaryota, Metazoa, Arthropoda, Insecta, Coleoptera, Lampyridae. Gene Ontology annotation, biological process: iron ion transport. Gene Ontology annotation, cellular component: plasma membrane. The record is from RefSeq and is a predicted model, not a curated record. The transcript has 6 exons. Gene Ontology annotation, molecular function: copper ion binding; oxidoreductase activity.